Messenger RNA from Triticum aestivum (bread wheat), 1577 nucleotides. Its product is annotated as GDT1-like protein 1, chloroplastic. Gene Ontology annotation, molecular function: calcium ion transmembrane transporter activity; manganese ion transmembrane transporter activity. The record is from RefSeq and is a predicted model, not a curated record. Gene Ontology annotation, biological process: manganese ion transmembrane transport; Golgi calcium ion homeostasis; Golgi calcium ion transport. The transcript is spliced from 12 exons. NCBI's taxonomy places the organism in Eukaryota, Viridiplantae, Streptophyta, Magnoliopsida, Poales, Poaceae. Gene Ontology annotation, cellular component: chloroplast thylakoid membrane; Golgi apparatus. The coding region runs from base 74 to 1114 and encodes 346 amino acids.
ACCGCUCAGUCCGUCCCGCCCCGACCCCGCCCCCGCCCCCGCCCCCGCAGGUCGUAGCCACCGCCGCGGCGCCAUGGCCUCCGUCACCUCCUGCUCUUCCACCGUCUUCACCUCCUCCUCCUCCAUACCCUACCGAACAAGGACGCCUCUUCCAUCUCUCCGCCCGCCGCCGCGUCUCGCCAGCCUUCCCGGGCGACCGGUGCUGAGGUGCCCAGCUAAGCGCGACCCGGGCGAGGCGCCGCCGCUGCUUGGAGCUCCUGUGGUUUGUGACGAGAGAGAGGCACCGGAGCCGGCAGGUACGGACAGUGGCGGGCUCGCGCCGUCCGAUCCGAAAUGGGGGCUCGCGUUCGCGGCGGCGGCGGGGGUGCUCAUGAUCCAGGGGUCGCAGCAGGCGCUGGCCGGCACGCAGUUCAUGGGCCUGCAGCCGCCGGCGGACCUGCUGGGGGAUCUCGGGGACAUCAGUACAGGUUUUGCUUCAGCUUUUCUGCUGAUUUUCUUUUCUGAGCUAGGAGACAGGACGUUUUUCAUUGCGGCACUUUUAGCAGCUAGAAAUUCUGGAGGAGUCAUUUUUCUUGGCACAUUUGGAGCACUUGCGGUAAUGACAGUUAUAUCUGUAGUUCUUGGUCGAGCAUUUCACUACGUUGAUGGCGUCCUUCCAUUCAGUUUUGGCGGUACAGAUUUCCCAAUUGAUGACAUUCUUGCUGUGUGUCUCUUGGUAUACUAUGGAGUUACUACAUUACUUGAUGCGGCUUCAGGUGAUGGAGAAAAGAUGAAUGAGGAGCAAGAGGAGGCUGAGAUAGCAGUUUCGAAGUUUUCUGGAAAUGGCGCAGGAUUAGUGUCUGUCGCCAGUACUCUUGCUAGCACAUUUGUUUUGGUUUUUGUUGCUGAAUGGGGUGAUAAAUCAUUUUUCUCAACAAUUGCACUUGCUGCGGCUUCAUCCCCUCCGGGUGUCAUUGCAGGAUCGCUUGCUGGUCAUGGUGUUGCAACAUUGAUUGCAGUUCUUGGUGGUUCUUUGCUGGGGACAUUCCUAUCUGAAAAGAUUAUAGCAUACAUCGGAGGGAGCCUUUUUUUAGCAUUUGCCGCUGUGACACUAGUUGAAAUCGCGACUUCAUGACUUGAGAGGGGACCCAAGAUUCGCCGACAUGGUACAUAACAGGAAAUUUACUGUUGAUAUGGGAACACCAUAACAUGCAUUGGAUGAUUUGUUGUUGCUGACGAGAAUUUCUGCCUCCUUUUCCACGGCAUCCCUUUAUCAGCAUGAUUGGUACUGAGACUCAGAGCAUGUGGAAACCUCAAGUCCAAAGAGCACUUUUUUUUACCUGUAGAUGUCAUUUGGUAUUGGACCUGGGACAAAGAGCUGUAGAUGGCAUGUAGCCUUUUUUCUUACCCUUACCUUUUACCAAAACAUUGUUCAGGGAAAGCACCACUGAUUUGUUCAACAGUCAAAGCACCGUGUAGUCAUUACAGAAAGUCUAUGGCACUGUGCUGAACUGUUUCAGUCUAGCACAGCAUUGUACUACAGCAUUUGGCCUUCCUACAGUGCGAAGGUGAUAAUUGUUGCGUGUUGCGAGGAGUCA